UGCUCGCUGAAAGUCUUUGUGGGUAUAUUACGAGCUAAUCAUCUCAGAAUGCAGUGUGCUGGCAAAGCACUGGAGGAGCUUCUGGUCUCCGCUAAAAGUCAGGAAUGUCUGACAGUUGGAGUGUAUGAGUCUGCAAAACUCAUGAAUGUUGAUCCAGACUGUGUGGCUUUCUGUGUUCUGGCAACUGACAAGGAGUAUAAAUGCGACAUCGCCCUGCAGAUCCACUUCACCUUAAUCCAGGCGUUCUGCUUUGAUAACGGCAUCGACAUUGUGAGAGUGAAUGACACACAGCGACUGGCUGAGAUUCUGGGCAACACUGAUGAGUCUAAAGAUGUGCAUUGCAUUCUUGUCACGAAUCCAAGUGAAGAUACAUUGGACGACCCUGCUCUGGAAAAGCUGAGCCUGUUCUGUGAAGAAAGCCGCAUCUUCAAUGAAUGGGUCCCUGCCAUAACACUCCCUGAGCGAUGAACUGAGACACGUCAACUCCUGUUGGGGUUGCUUAACCUUCAUUGAAUCAUCAUAAUGUGAUACAUGGGUGACCCGUCAAAUUCCCGAAAUCUGUGGAUUAUCCUAUUGAAUAAUCAGAUGAGGAAACGGAAAGUCGCUGGAACAGAUGUGCGGUAGGACCUUGAGACUCAAGGACCAAGGUGUCCUCACUUUCCAGAGGGAGUGGGGGCUGGUAUACCAGGUGGUGGCGCUGCUCUUGAGCUUGGACAGGAGGAAAAGCUAAAGAGCAUAAUGGAAAUUCCAAUGUCAUUUCUUUAGCUGAAAUGAACUGGUGCAAAGUUUGCAAAUAAAAACUGCUCUUAAAAUG
Polyodon spathula (Mississippi paddlefish) is the source of this 814-nucleotide messenger RNA. RefSeq names its product growth arrest and DNA damage-inducible protein GADD45 gamma-like. Lineage: Eukaryota; Metazoa; Chordata; Actinopteri; Acipenseriformes; Polyodontidae. The transcript is spliced from 3 exons. Gene Ontology annotation, biological process: regulation of cell cycle. The coding region runs from base 49 to 468 and encodes 139 amino acids. Gene Ontology annotation, cellular component: nucleus; cytoplasm. The record is from RefSeq and is a predicted model, not a curated record.